Molecule: messenger RNA, 1396 nt
Organism: Exophiala viscosa
Lineage: Eukaryota; Fungi; Ascomycota; Eurotiomycetes; Chaetothyriales; Herpotrichiellaceae
Exons: 1
Coding region: 340-1296 (318 amino acids)
Molecular function (GO): 4-hydroxy-tetrahydrodipicolinate synthase activity
Source: RefSeq, a predicted model, not a curated record
CCAUUUAGAGGGGUCUUACCCCGUGUCGGAAGUUAAUGUGGUGGAGGUGGGGGUUAACGGAUGGGACGCAUUGCAGGAAUGCAUAGGCCUAAACAUUUACCAAAGAGGCUUCGUUUGGUCCGGCUCACAGAGCAUCACGAUAUCGCAUGCGGGAAUCUUCCAUGUGAACGACAACGGACUUAUUGGCCUUUUUAUGACGAACUGGAAGGUCCGCUGUUACAGUAACGCCAUCACCCCAUAACUACAAGAGAAAGCCAAACUAGGUGGAAGUAUUCUCUAGAUUUUAUCGCAGCAACCACCGACAAAUUUUGAUAGAACACCCUUCCACAGGCUGAUACAAUGGUCUCCAGCACGCGCCCAUUGACUCCUGGCGUUUAUGCGGCGACUCUGACUUUCUUCGAUCCGAAGACCCACGAGCUUGACAUUGAAUGCCUGAAGAAACAUCUCACCCACUUGGCUCAUGCAGGUCUGUCCGGCAUCAUCACUUUGGGGUCGAACGGAGAAGCAGCACACUUGAACAUCGAAGAACGAAAAAUGGUCACCCAGACCGUGGUAGAAGCAUUGAAAAGCUCAGGACACGGUCACUUGCCGGUGAUAGUCGGAUCAUCUGCACCUUCGGUGCGAGAGACCAUCUCUCUCUGCAAUGACGCCGCGGAAGUCGGAGGAACGCACGUCCUCGUUCUGCCUCCCUGUUAUUACAAGGCUGCAAUGAGCGAAGACACCAUCUACAAGUUCUACAUGGACGUGGCAGCUAGCUCACCGCUCCCAGUCGUCCUGUACAGCUUUCCGGCAGUGACUGCGGGCAUCGAGAUGAGUUCGGACCUUCUGAUUCGCAUUUCCAACGGACAUCCCAACAUCGUGGGCACGAAGUUUACUUGCGGUGAUUCCGGCAAGCUUGGACGAGUUGCCCGGGCCAUGGACGCCAUGACUCCUAGCAAGCCCCAGAAGCCCUACUGGGCGGUCGCAGGCCUGGCAGACUUCACACUCCAAGCGCUGGUGGCGAAGGGAUCUGGCGUUAUCGCAGGGGGGGCCAACGUCAUCCCAAAGACAUGCUGCAAGGUCUAUGACCUGUUCCAGAAGGGCAAAUUCGAAGAGGCCAUGGAGGUGCAGGCACUAUUAUCGGCAGGGGAUUGGCCACAUACCGCUGCUGGGAUAGGGGGUACAAAGCAAGUUUUGCAGCAGUUCUCUGGCUAUGGAGGCCUGCCCCGACCACCUCUGGGGGAAGUCUCCAGUGCAACAGCUGAGGCCUUACGCGAGGAGAUGCAAGAAGUGAUGGAUUUCGAAUCACGGCUCUGAGAGUAUAUGGACGCAUUGCGCGUUGCGCACAAAUGUCUUCAAGGUAGAUUGAUAAGAUACUGAUUUCAUGCAGAAUCAAGACGCCUUGCUCCUGCCAUAU